CUUUCGAAUAGCAUUCUGUUUGUUGAUUCAAGACUACCAAACACAUUGUCCUUCAUUCCCCCAAUGGAAAAUCCGUGGUUAUGGUUUUUGCAACAAUUCAUCGAUAUAUACGUGUUUACAUAAUACCAAUGAAGACAAGUUCAUCGAAAAUUGUGGAUUUGGUUUAAAUUUACUAGAACCAGGAUAUAGAUUUGUUAUAAGUGGUAUGCUAGACAGUCGGCCAUGUGGACCAGAAAGGUUUCAACCGUUCUCAUUGCUACCUAACACAAGCAGCAGAUGUGUGACACGUAAGUCUCAAUGCAACAGAGAAGGACAGGUGGUUUACAGUAAUGGAACAACAACAGAUGACAGAUCGUGUCGCUGUAAUUACAUAGACAAUUUCGUGUUUGUCACAAAGCCAAAGAAAAAGUGCUACUGUAUUCCUUCUGAAGAGGAUUGUAGUUGUUAUAGCAAGGCCUGUGAUGUAGACUACUAUCUGACGCCAGAUUAUCAGUGUGUUCAUUUUAGCAACUGGACUGGCAUCUUCCAAUGCCCAGCGAUACAAAAUGAAAAGAUACCAAAUAAUGGUGCACCAAGGAGAAAAAUUUUUAUUACGAAGUCAGUACCAGAUUCAACAUAUUCUACUUCAAAGAUGAAUAUAUAUGUUAAAUAUCUAGUAGCUAUCGUACUGGUAAUUUUACUGUGUACUGUAUUUUUCCUUUGUGGGACAUACGUUAACUUACAACAUGGACAAGAAAUUGGUAAUGGGGCAACAACUGAGAUGUCAUCCACACAAGACAAAAAUAAAAAGUCUGAGAUAAGUCAAUUUCAAAUUGAACAGCCUCUGGAACAGAAAACACCAAUACCACAGUGUGAUAUCUCUACGCAAGGGGCGACAACUGAGAUGUCAUCCACACAAGUCAAAAAUAGAAAGUCUGAGAAAAGUCAAUUUCAAAUUGAACAGCCUCUGGAACAGAAAACACCACUACUACAGCGUGAUACCUCUUCGCAAGGUGGAAUAAUAGCAGAACAGCCUCUGGAACAGAAAACACCACUACUACAGCGUGAUACCUCUUCGCAAGGUGGAAUAAUAGCAGAUACUAGUAGUUCCUGUAAGUCUUGACAGAAAUAAGAAGAAACACAACUUGUAAAGCUUAUGCUGAAACAUCCUAUUGCAAAAAAAAUAUGGUGUAAUUUUUGGUGUAUAGGUCACAAGAAAAUCAGCAAUUGUGUAACAGUUAGCUGAAAAAAUGUUUAAAAUAGAAAGAUACCAGAUUGACACUGCAAAUAAACAGUUGGAAAUUCUGGAGAAAUAAAAACAAUGUAUACCAAAAGAACAAGUUGUUAAUAUUCAGUGAUGUUUGUUGUGAGUUAUCAUUUGAUCAUUCUCUUCCUAACAGUUUGCUUUUGUGAUUUGUUGUCAGGCGGAAUACAAGUUAUCGUAGAAGAAAGAAAAAUGAAACAUCAACUUUCUUGUAUAAUAUAUAUCUCCGAAGUUCAACAGUUCCAGGCAGUUAGUAUACUUGCUAAUAUUUAUAACUGCGACCUACAGUCAUCAACAUUCUCUAGUACACGAAAUUUCUAAACAGCAAGAAAUAACGUUGACAGUUGGAAAAGGAUGAUGAUUUAAAACAAAAAAUGUAUUCAGCUGACUUUUAAUUUAUAUUCUACAUUUAAAAUGGAAGAAAAAGACUUCAUUUAUUUUUUUUGGAAAGCAACUUUCUAUAAGUAAAGUAAUCAGUGUUAUUUA
This is a messenger RNA of Mytilus californianus (California mussel), 1729 nucleotides long. RefSeq lists its product as uncharacterized. The record is from RefSeq and is a predicted model, not a curated record. Lineage: Eukaryota; Metazoa; Mollusca; Bivalvia; Mytilida; Mytilidae. The coding region runs from base 206 to 1102 and encodes 298 amino acids. The transcript has 12 exons.